ACUGUCACAAUUUGUAGGUUAUGAAAACAUCCUUAAAUUGAUCUAUGCUUAAAAUGCCUUUUGUUAUUGUUUCAAGUGAACGGGGUUUUUGCUUUAAGUGAUUAUAGGAAAAUCUUCAAUUUAAUUAAGAGGUGUUUCUCGAUUUAUUAAGGAUAAAAUGAAGAACCAAAAUCACCCCGUGGAAGCACCUCCACUUGAAAGCCCUGCAUCAAAUCCUUCAAACUAUGACGCAUCCAAAGAUACUCCUGUUAAAGAAACAACUCAAUCUUCUCCGGGGUUAGUUAAACCUUUAGCAACAUUCUUCAUGGCAUUUGCGACUGUCAUGACUGUUCUUAUCGUGUACAUGGAUAACACAGCGAUGAAGCAUUAUCAAUUUCGGAUGAACCUCAGCCAAGAUUUCGACUUUUUGAGUGUUACACAGGAUAAUCCCCAGUUAGUGACUUAUAUAAAGGAGGUGUUUUUGGGACCGGCUGUAGAGCCCCAUCACAAGCCUCUUGAAUAUUUAGCAGAGGAGCCCAGUGAAGAAAUAGUUUUUGUUUUGAAACUUUUGAAUAAUAAGGUGAAUGGUUAUUUCGUAGAGGCUGGAGCUUAUAAUGAUGGAAAAACAUCGAAAACCGAAUGGUUGGAAAAAAAAUUAUUGUGGAAAGGAUUGUUGAUUCAGCCAGAUCCAAGACAUUUUUUUAAUCUUCGUAGACACAACAGAUUGAGAUCACAAGCAGCGCAUGCAUGCCUCAGUCCAAUGCCUUAUCCCAAAGAGGUAACACUCCAUCAUGACCACGAUGGUGUCAGAAUCAACACUGCUCUUUCCAAUAACCUCAUCGGGGAACCAGAGUGGUUCAAUACCAGAGUAAAAUGUUUUCCUUUGUAUUCUCUUUUACUAGCUGUAAACACUACCACUGUUGAUUACUUCAGCCUGGAGUCCCCAGGAACUGAACUGCAGAUUCUGGAAACUAUACCAUUUGAUCAAGUGAACAUCAAAAUCAUAUCGGUCCACUUAGAAAUGGAUCAAAUGAAAAUGAAAGUGAUCAAACAGUUCUUGAAAAUGAAGAAUUAUUCUUUGAUGAAACGAUUCAACGAUUCGUACAUUUAUCAGAUUCAGUGAAACCUUUUUUUAGAUUCAACUGAUUGUUGGAAAAAAGACUGAUAGCAGCACAAACCAUUUUUGUGUUUCAAAUCUCAUCAUUCCAUUAAUUUUGUUAAGUUAUUUAUUGCACUGCCUUUGAAAGCCAGAGAUUUCUUGUUUUGUUAAGUCUGAUCUCAGUAAGUUCUACAUUGAUUAAACAGUAAUAGUGUUCAAUAAUGUUUUUCAAGAAAAUCCUAGGAUUUUUGAGGUACAUCCAGUGAAAGCCGCUUUGAGUGCCAAUUUGUGAUUUUUUUGGUAAGUCUCAAGUUUAUCUUGGUCAAGUUAUUAACUUGACAACUACUUCAUUUUAAAUCUGUUAAUCAAAAAUAUCGUUAAUUGUUUGUCUAUUAGUAUAAGCAAUCCUCAACCAACAUUUUAUCCUCCAUUUGAAGAAACCCGCUAUUCUUAUUUGAAAGAAUUUCAGUAUCUACAAUGUCAAAUUCUAUAAAUACUUCUUUUGAAGCAGAUUCAUAGCUGUUCUGAUUUCCUAAAAAAAAUGUCAAUUAUGUUAACUUUUCAUGUAACAUGAAAUUUUUGAAAGUUUAAUCCCCAGUUUCACAAAGCUUCGUUGAUUCCGGUGACUGAAUAACGAAUUGUAUUUUUUGCUCGUCUUACAGGGUGUUUCAUAAACAUUGCGAACAAAUUCAGAGAUAUUAAUUCAUACGUUAUUUGGAGUCGGCAAGUUGCAGGAGCAUAUUUUCUAAAUAAACGUCGAUGUUCGGCAAUUGGACUCUUAUAUCCGUACCGCAGGCGGCCACUUCAACAAUUCUUGUGAUUUGAAGGUCUUUUUGCUGUAAUAAAAUUUAUUGUUCAAUCUUCUCCGGAAUUAUUUUGAAUAACAAACCGUUCUCAAUUUUUUAAUCCAAUGUGGUGGAUCCUAGAAAAAACGCAGACUCUUAUGGUUCUAAAUCGAAUGAGAAUUGUAGAAAUGAAUUUAUUUUUGAAAAAUGCACAAAUACAAUUUUUUUCUUCCAAAAUACGAAAAUCAAUGCCAGUACGCACGCCACUGUAGUUGCUGAAGACGAGGUAUUCAACGUGAAAUAAUCACCUCAAAGUGUCAUCCAUUUUUACCAAAUCUCGUUCAAAUAUAUAAAGCCGUUUCGAAAAUAUGGAAGAAUUUCUUGACCAAGGCCUUAAGGACCUUUCUGACUCCACAUUACUCAGGGGAACAAUAUCCUGAAUUUGUUCGCAAUUUUAUGUACCACCCUGUAUACUCAGACCAAAAAUAUCAAAUACGUGACGAAUAUAUAACAAUUGCCUUACGCAUGAAUCAGGAAAAGUCCUUCAGAUUUGUGACUGAAUCGUUGGAAUAUAUUGGGAAAAUCUAUUAUUAUGGCUGAAAAAUAAUGCAGCACUGCAUACUGCAUUAGUGGUUACACAUGCCACAAAUCAAUUAGAUAGCAUUUCACACAUGUUGUUGCCUUUUCCAGAAGUACAGAAAUAUCGAAUUUUGUUCAGUUGUCAUCAGAGACAACUUAUCUCUGGUCGUCGUAUUAUUUUCCACUUCAACAUGUAAAUUUUUCCUUAAUACUCGUGAUUGUGAUGUAUCCUAAAAUAUACAACAAAGGAUCAAUUGAAGAUAUUUCCGCUGUCAUAUAUCGAAGAAAUAGUUCAUCAAAUUAGUGCCUUUUUAAGAAUAUUAGUAUUGUAAUUUUCACUUGUUAUAGGCAUUCCUAUAUUUGUAUAACUUUUUUAAUUGGUAUUUACUUUUUAUACUAAAGCGUAUAUUUGUAUUCGACGGGACUUGAGCCUCCCUUUAUGUUAAGUUGCGAUGUCUUUUGUACUUAUUUUCAUCACAUUACACUUAUACUUUAA
This is a messenger RNA of Coccinella septempunctata (seven-spotted ladybird), 2938 nucleotides long. RefSeq names its product protein Star (gene S). NCBI's taxonomy places the organism in Eukaryota, Metazoa, Arthropoda, Insecta, Coleoptera, Coccinellidae. The transcript has 4 exons. Bases 158 to 1102 code for a protein of 314 amino acids. The record is from RefSeq and is a predicted model, not a curated record.